Messenger RNA from Protopolystoma xenopodis, 297 nucleotides. Lineage: Eukaryota; Metazoa; Platyhelminthes; Monogenea; Polystomatidea; Polystomatidae. The record is from the annotation of a GenBank genome assembly.
AUGGUGCGUCUAAUAUUAGUUUUAGCGCCUGUAAUGUGCAUCCUCUCCGGCAUUGGGGUUUCUGGAAUACUAAAGACGUUUAUCCGAAAUCUGAACUGUAAUUCUUCCAGUGGCUUGAUUGACUCAUCUCUACCUUCCUCGACAAACACUAAUGGCACAUCUACAAGUGGGAACGUGUAUGGCUUUGGCCGGAAUGCCGUUCCUCUCGCCAGCGGCAGUGGGAAACAUGCUUUUGGUGGAGGAGCUUCAUUCACCAGUAAAAGUGGAAAGAUAUCAGAUCCAAUUAAGUGGGAUUAG